Messenger RNA from Sitophilus oryzae (rice weevil), 2780 nucleotides. RefSeq names its product protein hairless (gene H). The coding region runs from base 599 to 2128 and encodes 509 amino acids. The record is from RefSeq and is a predicted model, not a curated record. Lineage: Eukaryota; Metazoa; Arthropoda; Insecta; Coleoptera; Curculionidae. The transcript has 9 exons.
AAUUUAUUGUUUUAACUUGAUUUUUAAAAAGAUAUUGGCUUUAAAAAUGAGCCAGAUUAAUUUCUUUAUUUGUCUUCUCUUAUCUGUUAUCUUGAAUCUUAUAAUUAAGGGAGAAAAGUGAAAAUAUUUGGAAAAUAUUUGCAGCACCCUGUUUUACCGACUACAAAGAGAAAAAACGUGACGAAACACAAAUAUUUUUGUGUUUAUGUUGGAUUUGUAGGUCGAUUGAUGUAUGUUCGAGCAUCUACAAGUGAAUACGUUUGGGCGUAGCGCGAAAAAGCCGCUGAAAAGUCGACGAAAAAGAUGAAAAAAACGUAGGAAAGGAAAAGUGAAUGAACUUUUUGUGAGGCCGAUCGAGUCGUGCCGUCCGUCGACAACAUCAUCAAAAAUUUCGACUUGAAUACGGCGAUCUCGAGUUUGAACAAACGCACACACACACGAAAUAGGUACGUUGAUGCGAUUAGUAAUGCGAAUCCCGAUACCGUGCGUUGUGGAGAAAACAGUGAUAAAGCCAGUCCUUACAUCGCCAGCAGGUGGAAUGGAUUGAAGCGGUCGUGCUCGCGAAGAUGGGUUUUCGUUGACGGUGCCACACUAUGAGAUGCAUAUAUCAGAGCCCCACACGGCCCCGAACAGCGCCCACAUCUUGACAAAAUGUUCCAAAAUGACAGAGGAAGGCCACAAAAGACAUGGAAUGAAUGGAAAUGUUGACAGGAUCUCAAAGGAGCAGGGCCACAAAACCAACUAUGGUCAGGGAGGCCGACUUAAAUUCUUCAAAGAUGGCAAAUUUAUUUUGGAACUUGAACGAGCCAGGGAAGGUGAGAGGGUAUCCUGGGUUUCGGUACCAAGGAAAACGUUUUGGCCUCCUCAGGGUACCGCGUCCUCCACACCGGCCUACAAGCAGGAAAGCAGUACCUCGCUUAGCGUGUCAGACGACAACAGUUCGAUACAAUCGUCGCCGUGGCAACGCGACCACAGCUGGAAACAGACCACGCCUCGUCGCAACGUCUCCCAAGAGAUGGCGCUGUACUUCUGGCGGCCGAAACGGCGCAGGCGCCAGUGCAGGGGGCGCGGCGUGAAGAGACGACGCCCCCUCUCGGUUGUGUUAGACGUCAAAGAAGAGGACGCGGCGGUGGCGGCGGGAAGAGUCAGAGAGAAGAGGAGGGGGAAGUCGUUGAGUUUGAUAGUGCAGAGUUUGCUGGAGAGGACUGCUCGAACUAGUACGCCACCCAGGCCGGAAACCGUGGUGUCUCCGAGAAAGAGGUUUCUGAGGGAGAUGGAGAAGGAGAGGACACCCUCGGCCUCGAGUAGCCCGAGUUCGGACAGGCCCGGGUCUAGCGACGAUGGCUCGACUAAUUCCGCUCAAAAAAGAAGUCGAGGGCGUCCGUUAGGAUCCGGGGGACCACCGGUGGCCAAGACUCCUCCCGCCUCUGCGAUCAGAGGUGAGAAACUGGGUAACUCGACGCCGCCUCCGUUGCAAACCUCCGUGAGGUGUAACGGUGUGGAGGACGUGUCCAUGAACAGUAGCAAACCGGCCAAAAAUUGCAGCUACAGUAUAACCUCUUUGCUAGCGGAGGACCAUCACAAAAGUAGCGCGAAACAGUCGCCGAACCGAUCGCCAAAUCGAUUUUCGCCGGUGGUGACGCAGAUGGGGGUCCCUCAGGCGACUCGGUAUUGUUCCCCGGUGACGUCAGAAGACAGGUUAUAUUCGGAGAGCGUGGACAGACUCAGGUCCAUCGAAUUAUCGCAAGUGGAAAAAUGCGGUUAUCCCGCCUCGUACCCCCCUCCCCCACAGCCCUACCUUACCACGCCUUACAUCUACCCCUUCCCGCCCAUUCCCCCUUACUACGGUCCCGGCGUGUACGGCAGAGCCCCGGCCGGGUACGUGGUGCCGCAGCCGCUGUAUCACUCCCCUCACCACGCCCACUCGCCGACGCCACACCCCCUGGCCGCGCCCCACCACGUGGCGGCGGCGCAUCACGCGGCGCUCAGGAGGGAGAGGGGGGGUUCGACGGCGCCCGCGUGGACCAAUAGCGGCGGCGGGGAGGAGCAGAGAGGAAGGAGGGAGGUGAAGGACGCGAGGGAGGAGAACGUUGAUAUGCCUUUAAAUCUUUCAAAGCAUUCAGGAUGAAAUUCAACCAGGACCGGGAGUUGCCUUCGACGAUAAUAUACAGUAAGAUAAAUAAAAAGUUUAGAAUUAAACAGGACUUUGAAAAGCGUUUUUUUUUGUAAAUUAUUUUUGUAUUUUUUUACGUUUUGAGAUGUUGAAAAAAAAUUGUUACAGUAUAUAAAUAAGCAUAAUAGGGAAUUAACACUAAAAAUAGUCGUCAUCCGUCUUGAAAAACAAUGUCAAAAUAGAGUACCAAUUAUCAGUUUUUAAAAGAAUGAAAAGAAGAAAUUAUGGAAGAUUUUUUUUAUUGUGAGUUCGAAAUUUGGAAUGAAAAAUGUGCAAUUGUAUAAUUUGACAAAAUUGUAUUUUAUAUCGGUUAAAACUUGUAAAUAUUAUUUUUUUACAGAGAAGACAAAAACUUUUGAAACUUGUUUAAUUAUUAUUUAAAAAAAUUUCCUACCUAAAAAAAUAUAUUAACAAAAAAAAACAUGUACUAGUAUAUUUUUGUGUAAAAUGUAUAUAGUUAGGACAGGAUAAUAUUAAAAUUGUAUAUAAUUUCUCCAAAAAAAAAACAUAUCACUCUUAUUUAUUUAAUUUCGACAGUUCUUCCUUGCAGAAGGAAUAUUUCCGACGUUUUGCUUCAAGCAUUUUCAAGUCUAUUAUCGAAGAAAAA